Molecule: messenger RNA, 2888 nt
Organism: Medicago truncatula (barrel medic)
Lineage: Eukaryota; Viridiplantae; Streptophyta; Magnoliopsida; Fabales; Fabaceae
Product: pentatricopeptide repeat-containing protein At1g03540
Exons: 2
Coding region: 27-1865 (612 amino acids)
Biological process (GO): RNA modification
Molecular function (GO): protein binding; RNA binding
Source: RefSeq, a predicted model, not a curated record
ACAGUAGCAAUUUGUUUGAGAGUUCCAUGAAGAAGCUCCACCACCACCUCCCCGUGAAGCAAACUCACAGUUUCAUCUCCACCGACUCUGAAAUCCUCCACCACCUAAAAACCGGUUCCCUCUCACACGCAAUCCAUCUCCUCAACACAUCACAACCAACCCUCUCACUCAAACCAGUCAUCUACGCUUCCCUCCUUCAAACCUCCGUCAAAACCAACUCAUUCCACCACGGCGCCUCCGUCCACGCUCACGUCCUCAAAUCCGGUCUCCACUCCGACCGCUUCGUCGGCAACAGCCUCCUUACUCUUUACUUUAAAUUAAACCCCGGCCCCCAUUUAUCUCACGCCCGUCAUCUCUUCGACUCACUUCACGUCAAAGAUGUCAUCUCAUGGACUUCACUUAUCUCCGGUUACACUCGCUCCGACCUGCCACAUCAAUCGAUAUCUUUAUUCUACGAAAUGUUGGCAUUUCCUGUUCAACCCAAUGCUUUUACUCUAUCUUCUGUUAUCAAAGCUUGUUCUGCGUUAAAUGACGUAAACCUUGGGAGAUGCUUUCAUUCUAUGGUUUUAACACGUGGGUUUGAUUGGAAUACUGUUGUUUCGUGUUCGUUGAUUGAUAUGUAUGGUUGGAAUCGCGCUGUUGAUGAUGCACGGAGGGUGUUUGAUGAAUUGUUUGUGAAAGAUGAUGUGUUUUGUUGGACUUCAAUUAUAUCGUGUUUUACAAGGAAUGAUAUGUUUAAGGAGUCGUUGAAGUUUUUUUAUGUUAUGAAUAGGGUUCGUGGGGUGGUUCCGGAUGGUUAUACGUUUGGGACGAUUUUGACGGCUUGUGCUAAUUUAGGGUUGUUGAGGCAAGGUAAGGAGGUUCAUGGGAAGGUUGUUGGUUUAGGUUUUGGGGGGAAUGUUGUUGUGGAGAGUAGUUUGUUGGAUAUGUAUGGGAAAUGUGGGUGUGUUAGACAUUCUAGGAUUGUGUUUGAGAGGUUGAGUGAUGAGAAGAAUAAUGUUUCUUGGACUGCAAUGCUUGGUGUGUAUUGUCAGAAUAAGGAGUAUCAGAAUGUGCUUGAUCUUGUUAGGGAGAGGGGGGAUUUGAAUUUUUACGCGUUUGGGAUUGUUCUUCGCGCGUGUUCGGGGUUGGCUGCGGUGAAUCAUGGGAAGGAGGUUCAUUGUAUGUAUGUGAGGAAAGGUGGAUCGAAAGACGUUAUCAUUGAGUCUGCAUUGGUUGAUUUGUAUGCUAAAUGUGGUAUGGUUGAUUUUGCAUGUACAAUGUUUGCAAGUAUGGAGGUUAGGAAUUUGAUCACUUGGAACUCGAUGGUCAGUGGGUUUGCGCAGAAUGGAAGAGGGGUUGAGGCAUUAGCGUUGUUUGAAGAUAUGAUUAAGGAAGGGAUUAAACCUGAUUCCAUCACUUUUGUUGCGGUUCUUUUUGCUUGUAGUCAUGCGGGUUUGGUUGAUGAAGGAAGAAAGGUUUUUACUUUGAUGGGAGAAUAUGGGAUUAAGCCUGUCGUGGAACAUUAUAAUUGCAUGAUUGAUUUGUUGGGGCGUGCCGGGUUUAUAGACGAGGCCGAGUGUUUGUUGGAGAAUGCAGAUUGCAGAUACGAUAAAUCACUUUGGGCAGCUCUUCUUGGAGCUUGUACUAAGUGUUCCGAUUAUAGAACUGCCGAACGCGUCGCAAGGAAGAUGAUUGAAUUGGAGCCUGACUUCCAUUUGAGUUAUGUUCUGCUUAAUAACAUCUACAGAGAAGUUGGCCGGUGGGAUGAUGCUCUGGAGAUCAGGAAGUUGAUGGAAGAUAGAGGGGUUAAGAAGAUGGCUGGUAAGAGCUGGAUUGAUAGUCAAAACCGGAAGGGUUCUCAUGUAAACGUUUGUAUGGAAUAAAGUGUUUCUAGCAUGUGGGAACCUAUUUGAUGACCAAUAUUUAAACCGUGGUCAUAGUUGCAAUUAGAUUAUGACUUUUGAAAUUUCAGAUAAAUGCAACAAAUGUGGCUGCAGUUGCUAUCAAUGCAGCUGCAAAUUCAGUAUUCUAGUAUAGCAUGGGGGGAAGCAGUGUCGUGAUUGAUAGAAAUUGACAGGUUAUUGGAAGUUAUGGCUUAUGACAUAAUAUUUUCCCUUUUGGCAAUGUUGAGCUAGCACUUUAACUAGUAGAAGCAUCAGCUUCAUGUAGAUUACUCAAAGAUUCUAUUGUGCUGUGAAUAAAGAAAACUUUUUACUCUCAUUCGAAACUGACUGCAAUUGAAGCUUGAAGUGAGCAUCUAAUAAUUUUUUGCUGCCUGGUUGGAGAGAUCACCGUGAUAAGGCCUGCAGAGUUCAUUGGCUGCCGUAAUCAGAUGAAAUAACUGAGGAGAAUGACUUCCCUUGCUAGUUCUUCACAAAGUAGGUUACUUAGGUGCAAACUAUUCUUUCUUUACAAAUUCUAGCAAACCGAGUUUUAUUCUUGUUUGUAUCUGUGGGUUGAGUUAGGACUGCUUGAUGAUGCAAAGAGCCUCUUAGCAGUCCCUCAGUCGCGGUGGACAAGGAAAGGGAAGGAGUACAUGAGAAGAUACACGCUCAAAAUUGGUAAGCAUAUAAAAGGGAAGGAAGGAUUAGAAUGGCUGCUUCUGGAAAUGGGGUUCUUGGUGGUAAUUAAUGGUCAUGGAUGCAAUUGAGUUGCAGAGAAAGGAAGCACAAAAGGGUUAGGAUUUUUUAUGUUCUCUAGCAGAUCCUUUUAAGUCAACAUGGCGUCUCUCAAUCUGAGGUUGGAAAGGCUUUCAGACAGCUUGCUCUGCAUAUUUGUUCUUCAUCCCAAAAUUUAGUUUUCUUUUAAUACUAAUUACUGAUUUUGUCUCGAGAAUUAUGAGAAAUUUCUCUUUACCCUUCCCUAAUACAGAUGCUUAUUUGCGUGUUCGAAUUUUGAAUGCCUGA